Molecule: messenger RNA, 2613 nt
Organism: Daldinia caldariorum
Lineage: Eukaryota; Fungi; Ascomycota; Sordariomycetes; Xylariales; Hypoxylaceae
Product: muts domain V-domain-containing protein
Exons: 5
Coding region: 1-2613 (870 amino acids)
Biological process (GO): mismatch repair; chiasma assembly
Cellular component (GO): nucleus
Molecular function (GO): mismatched DNA binding; ATP binding; ATP-dependent DNA damage sensor activity
Source: RefSeq, a predicted model, not a curated record
AUGAAAGAGAAUGGAAGCCUUGGCUGUGCUUAUUACAUCGCAGCCGAUGAGACCCUGUUCCUUCUCGAAGACGUAGCUAUGUCGGGAAUGGAUCUAGUCGAGACGCUUCUUCUCCACGUAAACCCUACUACUAUACUCAUAUCCGCCAGAGCUCCAGAGAAACUAGCAGACUAUCUCGCCAGGGGAGCGCAAGGAGUAGACGGAAACCGAGACGGCCAAAAUAGCGCCUAUAUUUUGAGAAAUUUGAACUCUGCUGACUUUCGAUAUGAGGCUGGAAAGGGGAAGUUGCUGGCACUAAGUCUUGAGACUCCUGGGCGUCAGAGCGUCCUUUUCACUUCCGUUGUCGACGAUGUUGCAGAUGAAGCCGAUAACAAUGCUAGGCACGAAAGCUCGAGGCAAGGUCGUCUAAUGCGCCUUGGAACUUCGAUCAAUCUUGACAGCCGACUAACGAUUGGCUGUGCCGGCGCUGUGCUAGGCGAUCUACAGAGAAGGAGAACCGCAAAUUACUUACCAAACGACCCCGAUGCCCUGAUAGCCUUCAAGAUCAGAUCAGUCGAAAUGUUCGCUCUAUUCGACUCCAUGUUCAUAAAUGCUGACACGUUAGUAUCUCUUCAGAUCAUACAGUCUGAAUAUCACCCAAAUAGCCACCUGCGAGGACCUAGUAACUCUGGGGCCAAAGAAAGUUUAUCUAUCUACGGGCUUUUUCAGCAUCUAGCCCGUACACCUCAAGGAAAGCUGAAGCUGCGCCAAAUCUUCCUACGACCAAGUAUUAAUAUUGAAUUGAUACAUGCUCGCCAGAAGACUAUAGCCUUCCUGUUGCGACCAGGAAAUUCCGAGACGCUUAUGCAACUAAGCAACGAACUCAAGAAAGUCAAGAAUAUGAAAUCAGUAGUGGCACUUUUAGAAAAGGGGGUCGAUAUUCCGGGACGUAAAAUUUCUAUAGCAAACAAUGUCUGGGCUUCGCUGCAACGAUUUGCAGCCUACAGCAUACGAAUUGGGGAAUCGCUUCGAACCCUUCCGGGCUCAGAGAACAUUGAGAUUAUUAGAAAGGUAAUUGAUAUAAUUCAACCGGCUGCUCUUCGUCAAAUCGGCGAGCUUAUUAGUCAGACCAUUGAUUUUGAUCAGUCAAUGGAACGCGGCAGAACAGCUGUCAAACAAGGUGUAGAUGCCACCCUCGACGAAUUGAAGCGCAGUUAUGAUGGCAUGGAGCAUUUCUUGACCAACGUCAUCGCAAAGCUACGAAGCGAAUUGCCGGAAUGGGCGAGGAAGUAUAUCCAAAACUGCAUUUUCUUUCCGCAGCUGGGUUUCUUGACAGUGGUUUCACUCAACCCCGAAACAGGAAAGGGAGACUAUAACGGUGAAGGCGUAGGCGAUGUAUGGGAGCGCAUGUUCGUAGCCGAGGGUAGCGUAUAUUAUAAGAACCGGCAGAUGAAAGAGAUGGAUGAGCAUUUUGGAGAUGCGUACUAUCGGGAGAUUGAGAUCAUUCACGAGCUUGCCGUGAAGGUUUUGGCGCAAAGGGAAGCUAUCAUUGUAGCGUCUGAUGUUCUUGGCGAGCUUGAUAGCUUGUUUGCGCUGGCGAUUGGUUGCGGGCAGUACAACUGGGUUGUGCCGAAAAUGACAACUCAAAACAUCAUAAAUAUUGAAGGGGGUCGCCAUCCUCUCCAAGAGCUCGUGGUGCCCUCUUUCAUUGCAAACGACUGCUUCCUCGUUGGCGGACCAGGAAAUCAGAAUGAUGAGGGAGAGGAUGAGAGUGCUGGGGAACUCGAGCGAAACUCGAUUGAACAUCCCAGUACUUUAGUUCUAACAGGACCUAAUCACUCUGGGAAAAGCAUUUAUCUUAAACAGACUGCUCUUAUUGUAUACCUGGCACAUAUCGGGUGUUUCGUACCUGCUGAGCGGGCUCGUAUCGGAAUUACAGAUCGUAUCCUCACACGUAUCGCCACACGUGAAAGCGUAGCAAAGAACGAAAGCGCAUUCUCUAUCGACCUACGCCAAGUGGCUUUUGCGAUGAAUUUCGCAACACGCAGGAGCCUAGUCCUAAUAGACGAGUUCGGCAAAGGCACGAAUAGUUUAGACGGCGCCGGCCUGGUCACAGCAGUAUUGGACCACUUUACUUCUCUUGGUCCCGAGCGGCCCAAGGUUUUAGCCGCCACACAUUUCCACGAGAUAUUUGAGGGCCAGUAUCUGGUAGAGAUCCCAGAGUUGGCUUUCGGGCACAUGGAAAUACGAGUGGAUUUUGACGCACCGACUACGGAAGACCAAGUCACUCAUCUCUUCCAGCUAGCCCCCGGCCGGAGCAUCUCGAGCUUUGGCAGUCGAUGCGCAGCGAUGAAUGGGAUUGACGAGGCGGUGGUCCAGCGGGCCGAAUCGAUCAUGCUGAUGAUUGUUAAUAAUGAAGACCUCGAGGUCGUGUGCACUAGGUUGUCGGAUGCGGAGACGCAGAAGCUCGAGGAGGCGGAAGCCGUUGCGCGAGCUUUCCUUGGUCAGGAUGUUAAGAAGCCGCCUAGUGGUGGGGAAAGGGGCAAGGAUGUCAAUGGGUGGUAUAGGGGAAUUCUCGAGCGGGUGCUACUGGGGGACGAGUCGAAUUCGGGUUCUAACCUGGGUAUUAAGUGA